Molecule: messenger RNA, 423 nt
Organism: Pectinophora gossypiella (pink bollworm)
Lineage: Eukaryota; Metazoa; Arthropoda; Insecta; Lepidoptera; Gelechiidae
Product: probable NADH dehydrogenase [ubiquinone] 1 alpha subcomplex subunit 12
Exons: 3
Coding region: 1-423 (140 amino acids)
Biological process (GO): response to oxidative stress; mitochondrial respiratory chain complex I assembly
Cellular component (GO): membrane
Source: RefSeq, a predicted model, not a curated record
AUGUCGAUUUUGGCUUUAGACAAAUGGGCCCGUUUGAUGAGGAUGAUUUCGCAGGCAGGAGGGAUAAGGGGCGCCUUGUGGAAAUUGUGGCGUCAUGACACUUUGAAGGAAGGCAGGCUAGUGGGCUGGGAUUCAUUCAACAACAAAUAUUACGAAAACAAUAUGUAUUUCCUUGGAAGAAACCGCUGGGUGGAGUACGCUGAAGAGGUCAAGUGGGAUUACGAAGGAUCUCAGAUACCAGCGGAGUGGUUCGGUUGGAUCCACCACAGGACCGACCGACUGCCCUGCGAUGACAUCAAGAAGAGGCAGUGCUACCCCUGGCUCGCUCCACACACGGACAACCUGUCGGGGACUCCUUGCGCAUACUACCCUUACAGCACCGUGCCAGCCCGCUUAGGCGUAUGGGACGGUAAUUUUACUUAA